This is a messenger RNA of Mustela lutreola (European mink), 1144 nucleotides long. It is a transcript of the gene CD160, whose product is annotated as CD160 molecule. Gene Ontology annotation, cellular component: plasma membrane. The record is from RefSeq and is a predicted model, not a curated record. Lineage: Eukaryota; Metazoa; Chordata; Mammalia; Carnivora; Mustelidae. Gene Ontology annotation, molecular function: transmembrane signaling receptor activity. Gene Ontology annotation, biological process: regulation of adaptive immune response.
UUGACCUAGUAAUGCAACUUAAUUUAGAAAAACAUAUUCUGAAAAUAGAGCCUUUAGUGUCUCUGUCUCUUCCCUCUUUUCUCCUCUCUUCUCUCCAGUGAACCUCAUUUGAUUAACUUUCUCGCUUCCCAGCCAGCUGGACUCUCAUGCCAAAGCCUUUUACCACCAGACUCUAGCCAACUUAAGCUAGGGCCUGGAACAUGGAGAUGGUCUUGGAGCCCUGGGAGGAGUCCUCAUGUGCUUCAGGAAAGUGAGGCAAGGACAUCUUUGGAGCCAACAUUCGCUUCAAGUUCCUGUGGCUGCUGACACUGUGCAGGACACUGAUGGCAUCUGGCAGAGGAUGCUUCGCCCUGGCCAUUCUGCUGGCAAUUGUGGACACCCAGCUUGGUGGGGGCAUGCAGAUCCAAAGCUCAUUUCACCAGGAAGGAAAACAACUACGCUUGAUCUGUACUUUGCAGUAUAAGAAAGAAGAGGCUGAGGGGGUUAUGGUGUUUUUGUGCAAGAACAGAUCUUCUGACUGCUUCCCCGAGACCAGCUUGCAGCAACUGAGAUUUAAACGGAAUCCCGGGAGAGAUGGUGUCAGUGAAAUACCAUCUCCUUUGGUGUUCACCAUAAACCAAAUCACACCAUCGGACAGUGGGUCCUACCAGUGUUGUGCCACAAGCCGGAAGCCAGACAUCUGCCUCCAGGGUCACUUUUUCUCUAUUUUAGUCACAGAGACAGGGAACUGUACAGUGAAAGGACUGAAACGAACAGAACACCCCAAGUUCAGUCACAGCAAAGGCAUUCUCAGUUCAGGCUUCCUGCAAGAAAACGCCUGGGUGAUGCUGGUCACUAGCCAGGUGACCUUGGCCCUUCAAGGUAUGUUCCAAAGAGUCUUCAGCAGCCCAGGAAAUGAGGGUGCUACACCUUUGACAUCUUGCUUAUCCUCCAGGAGGAGACAGGUAGGGUAGAAAGGAAGCCUAGAGUGGGAGAGUGAAGGAAGGCAGGCCCCUGCUAUCCACAGGAAAACAUCAAACCAACAUGAGAGCAAAAUUGGACCAAAAGGACUCAAGACUAUACUAAUCAGAGGAAGACAGAUGAAACACAUCUGUCAGACCUGGAGACCAGGAGAUCAGACCUAUUAGGAAAGAAAGCUUGUGGA